Hylaeus anthracinus is the source of this 7063-nucleotide messenger RNA. It is a transcript of the gene RhoBTB, whose product is annotated as rho-related BTB domain-containing protein 1. Gene Ontology annotation, biological process: small GTPase-mediated signal transduction. NCBI's taxonomy places the organism in Eukaryota, Metazoa, Arthropoda, Insecta, Hymenoptera, Colletidae. Gene Ontology annotation, molecular function: GTPase activity; protein binding; GTP binding. The coding region runs from base 883 to 3096 and encodes 737 amino acids. The transcript has 15 exons. The record is from RefSeq and is a predicted model, not a curated record.
GCGCGGUUGGUCGCCAGCGCAUAGUUCUUUCUCGCUCGAACGGUUCCCCUCCUCAUCGUCGUUCUCGUUCGACGAUUUCGCCCAAUUGAUUCUCUCUUCCUGCGGCUGGGUUCUCAGCGAUCGCGAGUUGCUCGUCGACGAUCGGCCAGGCAGCGUCCCAACGUCCCCUUGGUCGUCUACCUUGCACACGUGCGCCGCGACGGCGACGGGACGCGUUCCUAGGCAGCUUAGCGUGGUCUGGUUUCGCGAGGCAACGCUUUCGAUCGACGGUACACGAAAGACUGGGUCGCUUGAUGGCCUGCCGCGCAGUUCUCGCGUUCGUUUAAACGUCUCAGUCGAUCUUGGCUGCUGAACACCUGGAGACGUACUGAUCACGCGCGUUCAAAGUCCUCUGAGACGACACGAGACGUCCUUGGUCGGUGUAUCGGUGGUCCGAUACUCGAGGAAUGCCUCGUAGACGCGGGUGAACGAACAGAAGGAAGCGGAAAAAGGGGGACUUGGAUGAGAAGAUUCGACUCGAAACGUCGCGCGCGUACAGAGUCUUCGGACGUGGUCUAACGAUCCAGAAAGCUUCUGCAGCGCUAGGCUCCUCGAACAGGAGGACCCUCGAGAAGUGUACUAGCUGCCGACUCGAACCUUGCGUCCAAAGUUCUCCAGUGCAGUCUCCGCAGCCUCGAAAAGGAUAGGCUCCAGAAAAGUUCCAGCCAAUCGUAGACCGUGCCGAUAGCGAGAUCCAGGUCUAAUCCUCGGUCGGGAUCGGAUGUGGUGGACGUGUUCAGCUGGAAGUACGACAGCGGUUGCACCGACGGCGGAGGUAGCUGCGUGUUCGAACGACCUGGCACGCGGCAGGGCGCAUUGGAUGAACAGGGGAGAUUGUCGGUGAUGGACAAUGAGCAGCCGCAUCAGGAACUGGUCAAGUGCGUGGUCGUGGGCGACACAGCAGUCGGAAAGACCAGACUGAUUUGCGCAAGGGCUUGCAACAAACACGUAUCGCUCUCGCAACUUCUCACCACCCACGUGCCCACGGUCUGGGCCAUCGACCAGUACAGGAUCUACAAAGACGUUCUAGAGCGAUCUUGGGAGGUAGUGGACAACGUGAACGUUUCCCUGCGUCUCUGGGACACGUUUGGCGACCACGAGAAGGACCGUCGUUUCGCCUACGGCAGGUCGGACGUGGUGCUGCUAUGUUUCUCGAUAACCAAUCCCGUCUCGUUGCGGAACUGCAAGGCGAUGUGGUACCCGGAGAUACGAAGAUUCUGUCCUCAAACUCCGGUCCUGUUGGUGGGAUGUAAAAACGACUUGCGCUACAUGUAUCGGGAUGAGACCUAUCUCAGCUACUUCCGCGACCGUAGUCCCUUUGUAAGGGCGACAAGGAAGAGCGACCUGGUGAUGCCCGAUCAGGCACGGGCCGUUGCGAGGGAGCUCGGUGUAUGCUACUACGAGACCAGCGUCUUCACCUAUUACGGCGUGAACGAGGUCUUCGAGAACUCGAUACGCGCCGCCCUCAUUGCACGGAGGCAGCAAAGAUUCUGGAUGACGAACCUCAAGAGAGUGCAGAGGCCUCUGCUGCAGGCACCUUUCUGUCCACCGAAGCCAGUCCCGCCAGAGGUAUGUCUCGCGACGAGCACUUACGAAGAGAACAUGAAGACGUUGUGGAUGAAGCCCGUUCACACCGACGUGACUCUGAUAGCUGGGAACUGUACGUUCUCGACUCAUCGGUGUCUGUUGGCUGCCGCAUCGCCGGCGUUCCAUCGACUCUUCACGAUGGAACUCAUUCAGGAACAGACGCCCAGAAGUUCCAGCGAGUCUAGCAUGGUGAGCACGUUUGGAGAAGCGACGGUGGGCGACUUCAACGACGACACCGAGUGCCUGAUUCGUAUCGAUCAAUCAAAACCCGCAAAAGUUUGGGAACAACUUAAGCGGCGUUCGAGCUUCCAAGUCCUCCCCACGAUGGAUAAUCAAAGAAAAUCAGCCGGUGCGACGAGGGAGCUCAAUCAUCCUGCCUUCCAGAACAUUCGCGUAUGUCUGACUGAGAGCACAAACGGUGUCCAGCAGCCAACGACGGUGGUGACGUUGUCGAAGCUGAUCACACCGCAGGCGAUGCAGCAGUGCUUACAAUUCAUUUACACGGGCAGCUUGGAUAAACGGUACCACGAUCUGCAAACAGCUCCUAUUGGGCUUCUACUGGAGAUCAGGCAAGCAGCCGAGUUCUUGGAGCUCUUGCAGCUGCUGAUGGUGCUUGGCAGUCUACAGACGAGAGACCAGUUCAGCAACGAUCUCAACAAUCGUUACAAGCAAGUGGUGAGGCAACGACUGGAAGACAUUUGCCUGGAGCAAGGUCUGUUUGCCGACGUGGUGUUCGAUCUGGACGAUGGAAGCGUUCCAGCCCACAAAGCGAUUCUCACUGCCCGAUGUGACGUGAUGAAAGCCAUGUUCUCUGGCGAUUUCCGUGAAAGUAGCGCUAAAGUGAUAGUGUUUCCUGGUGUACGCGAGUACACGUUCCACAAAUUGCUCUGCUACCUCUACACCGACGAGGUCCCAGCAAUCUCCUCUGCCAGGUGCUUGAACCUCUUGGAACUGGCGAACCGUCUCUGUCUGCAGCGACUGGUGAACCUGGUAGAGAGCAGGGUGAUCGAGGACCUCGAGAGACUGUCCCAAAACGAGGGAAACGAGGCUGUAGAGAACUGCCUGAGGCUGCUGGAACCGUGCAAGUUGCACAAUGCCGACCAACUCGCAGACUGGUGCAUGAACCACUUGUGCGUCAACUACAACAAGCUGUGCAAGAUGUCUCCUCGAAGUGUACGACUCCUUCAUCCAGAGAACCAGGAGUACUUGAACGAGCAUCGGUGGCCUCCAGUGUGGUACCUAAAGGACUACGAUUACUACCAGAAGUGUCUCGCGGAACGUGACCGCGAGAACAAGCCCACACUGAAGAGGAAUCGCAAUCAGUCCGGAUGUUUGUGCUUCUCCAGCUCCAGCAAAACGAGAAGGGAGAGUUCAGCCAAUGGCGGUACAGCGUCAUCGGCGUCAAACGACGCACAAGUCGAACGACCCCUGUUCGACGCGUCGAUAGAAUCGGGUGAACAGGUCGUAUGACAAGAGCCAAGCGGCUUAAGCCGCUCCGUCAGAUUCAUUCUGAUCCUCCCCGUGCUCAUGGUCUUCAUAUGCACCAUUUUUACUAUUUUGAUACUGCUACAGAUUUAUACUUAAGGAACGUUAAACGCCGACAAGAUGAUCCAUGCACACGAAUAACCGAUAAGUGUACGAGAACUCCUGUACAGGCCGCGUGUUCUUCACGAAUUCUUCUCGCAAGCGACGAGACGUAUCUCUAUCCAGCGUACGCGUUUCCUUUCUUCUCGGAAGAAGUCCAAUCAUUUCAGGUGUAGGUUUUCUAAGAGCAAGCGACACGAACUGUUCCGUGAAAUUGGUAUAUUUUUUCUACGUGAAAAUCUUCGCCAGGAAUACGCGUCGAUCCGACUUUGCGCCGUCGUCAGACGAUCCGGUUAGAAAAACGCUCGCUGUAUCUUUUUGAAGGGACUUCUCGCAGACGUCCAUCGUUUCUAACCAAAACAAGUUGGUGCCUUUUGUUGACGAUACGUCUUUACCAUUAAAGCGACCUCGAGCUGCAACGCUGGUCAGCUGAAAAAAAAAUUUUUGUCUUUGUGGUCACGCGCGAUGCAAAUUGAAUUUUAAUGAAAAAAAAACGAGCUACGAUGCAAAUGGACGAACAUCUUGCAUACAACUGUCCGUCAACGAGCACGGCACGUUCCUCGAUAAAGGGCGUGAGCUACUACGAUCACGCGAGCAGUGAUUUUUAUAUGUUACUUGGAGAGAUCGAGAGAUCCUUCGGGCAUCCCCCACGCUUUGGUACCUAUCGUUACUAUCACUUCCCCCUGGCCAGGUGAAAAUUGGUUUACCCGAAAAGCUUGUUUGUACGAUCAUUUAAAUAGAAACGAGGAAAGGGGGAACGAUGAAAGCGAAAUUGGAUUCGGGACGUGUCACUGAAACAAAAAGAAUUCCCAUCGGACUAUAAAAAUCGUACUUUUAUCGAUGCGUGUUAGACUGAAGAAAACGAGCAAUAGCCAUAGCCCACGGUAGUGCAUAAAGAAUACUAUAAAUAAACGGUUCAUGUAGUCGUGUAAGGAAUAAAUAUACGUCGUACGUGUAAAUACUACGCGAGCCGUACUAUUACGAUAAAAACUCGACGCGGAUUUUUACAUCGUUUGCACAGCAUCCGACGACGGGCCCUGCUUUAUCUACUGAGUUUUCUCUUCCACGAGCGAGGUUACAGUUCCUUCGAAGUUGCAACGAGACUUUCUCGUAUUUCUACAAUUUUGUAACGAUCUACGCGUUAUUACUAUCGUCAAUCGUCGAUUACUUUUAAGCGGAGAGGGGACACGUGCAGUUCACACCGAUCCACGGGGCUGGUGGAUUGUCCAAAGAACAACUGCAACAUAUCGAUCACGGUAAUGGGUUACUGCUAGAAUUACUAAUCACAACUGCGUCGUAAGAAUAAUUAUUAUCUAGUUUAACGAAAGCGAGGAAGAGCGUGAGCGAGCGUGAGCGAAUCGAUUAUGUUUGUAACGAGUAUUAUCACGUGUAUCUAACGUUCGUAGGGUAUAGAGCGACGCUUUAUAUCAAAGUGAAUUCUCGCGUACCUUGUUACACAUUUUUCUGGCGACUUGUACUUUGUAAGUGCACAAGUUGAUUCUCGUGUGCGUUCGAAGAAGCGUAACCUCGCUUCGUGAUCGCAUUUACGAAGUCUUCGGGCGAAAAUGAAACGACUCGUAACUCGUAACGUGUCGGUAUUAAAGGUGUUUAAUAAUUUCAUACUCGUUAGUUCAUCCCAUCGCCGCAUCGAUCGGUCGGUACAUUCAUUUAUGCGAAGUGUGCCUGAGAAAAGAAAAAAAAAAUGGAUAUAAACACGCGGAGAACAACACGUAAAAUAACACACGCACGAGUGUGCUAGCAUACAUACGUAAUUUUAACCUUAUAUUCUCGUAUACGACACAUCACGUUCGCGCGUGUAGCGAUGGAAUUUUCUCAUUACGAAAAUUCGAUUUAUUCCAAGAGUAAGACAGACUUACAAAAGUAAUACUAUACAGGGUGAAAUGAUCGUACGUAGAGCACACAAUCGGAUCGAGUAUCUUAAAAUGACUUGAAACAUUGGAAUCUCUCUUCGAAAUUCUUUCAUUGCACGUACACGUUCGAAACGAUUCGAAUCGUUUCGAGGCCAUCGCUACAUUCGAGCGUCGGACAAGCCGAAUAUCGAAAGAAAUAUAAACAUAUAUUAAGAUACGCUACUGCCCGAUGAUCUGUAGUAAAUUUUGUAACGGAAACGACGUACGCAGAAUGUCUGUUCCGGCGUGUGAACCUGAGAACAUAGAGUACUCUUAGAGGCGAAACUUCAACGUUCCUGGUAAAAAUUGUUUUUAAACACUCUUUGAUUGUUAAGAAUACCACUGCGAAGGACUGAACAAUUGCUAAUUUUUGUGUAAUUUUUUUCUUUUAAUUAAUUAUCUUUUGAUUAAUUUUUUUUUUUUUUAAUUAGGAAUUAAAUUCAACGCAUUUCGUGUCCCAAUGAAAGGUUCGCCUCUGUAAAAUUACUCUGUGGUGAGAAUAACGUCCCACUUGUACGCUACGUCAAUUUCGAUGUCAAUGUUUCCUUCAUCGCUCGUAAAUGUAUAUUUUGUACUGACAUUGGUAAUCGUAGGAUUUAAGGGUACACAGCCGCAUGCACGAAGGCAUAUAUGUACAUAUAAAGAGAGGGAGAGCGAUAAGGAAUCAAAAAUAUUUACCUUUCCGCGAUAUUUUAAUCGCCAGUUGCCAUUGUAAAAGAGGUUAAGUUGAAUACUUGUCCACUAGGAUGUGUCAUUUUAGGGAAACAUACUUUUUCUUUUCAAAUGCAGAUUGAAAAACUGAUAGGAGAAGAUAAAAGAAAAAUUUUAAAGGAAAAACAAAAAUGAGAUUAAAAUUGUUUUUCUGCGCGAAAAUUGUUGGUCUAUCAUUUACUAUCAGUUUUUCAGCACUUGAAAAGAAAAUAUUGCUCUAAAAUGAGACAUGCUAUUGUCCACGCAUAAGAGGCAUUUGCGGGCGACAGAGUUUCCUUCUUCGCGAUGUUUCCAUGCGGAAUUAUAUGUGUAAAAUACGUCGUACGUCGAAGAAUAGUGGUGUCUCGUGCCAUCUUAUUAUUUUAAAGAAAAAUCUCUUCUACAAGUACUUAGGGUGCCAUCUUGUGUUUUCGUGUUUUGAAUUCGACACAUUAGCACUCCCACGCUCGCAAAGCCUCUAAUCCUAAACCGCGAACGCUUGCGAUUGCGACCUCUGUAUCGAAUCGUACAAACUGACCGAUUUGUAGAAAGUAUUUACCAUGUGCUACCGUCACGAUCGAUAAUAUGUAAGUAAUAUUGAUCGUAUUAAAGAUUUAAACAUAGACAGCGGUUAAGAAAUUGUUGGAGUAUUUCAUAUUACGAUGUUCUAUGUCGGUAACGAAAUUUCGAAUUUGUAUACGACCAGAAUUAUGAAAAAAGAAAAGAAAUAUUCGUCGUGAGGGUAAAAUUUGAUUAGCUUCUCCAGGGGUCAGGUCAAUCGAUCAAAAAUCAUCGUGAAAGCCUCGAAUAUUCUGAUUUGAAUUAAUAAUAAAUUGUUUUCAUUCUCUGUGUCUGUGAACACACCUUCGAAUUUGAACACUUAAACGCUGAUUGCUAAGCACGACAAACGAUUAUUACUAUCAGAUUUUAAUAACGCGAAGUUUUAUAAUUACCCUUUGAAGAUUCAAAGAUAUUCUGAGAAAUACACGGAAUGAAAUUGAAAACCAAAUCAAAGUGAUCAUUCGGAAGUCUCGACUGACGAUUCAAACUGAUUUUCGGAUAUCUUCGUGAACGUUAAUCGAAAUUAUGGCGACAUCUAUGUCAAAUUUCAUUUUACCCGCCUAAUAUAAAAGCAAAGCUGUAUAUACGUAUGUAUGCAUGCCGCUUCGAGAAAUAUGAUUUUUAUCUUAAGCUACAUUUUAAUAUUCUAUUUUCAAAUGCACAGACGAUAAAUAAAAGUAAUUUUUAAUUAA